Tympanuchus pallidicinctus (lesser prairie-chicken) is the source of this 1447-nucleotide messenger RNA. It is a transcript of the gene ST6GALNAC4, whose product is annotated as ST6 N-acetylgalactosaminide alpha-2,6-sialyltransferase 4. NCBI's taxonomy places the organism in Eukaryota, Metazoa, Chordata, Aves, Galliformes, Phasianidae. Gene Ontology annotation, molecular function: alpha-N-acetylgalactosaminide alpha-2,6-sialyltransferase activity. Gene Ontology annotation, biological process: oligosaccharide metabolic process; ganglioside biosynthetic process. The coding region runs from base 143 to 1084 and encodes 313 amino acids. The transcript has 6 exons. The record is from RefSeq and is a predicted model, not a curated record.
GUGACGUGUCCUUCAGCUUGUCUGUAGCUGACGUAAGGCCACCGGGCAGCACCGCAGGUCAGGAGGCCCCAAUCCUGGUCCCAAAACGAUUCCCGGGCUUUCAACAGUGCACUGAGCUCAGCGACACCCGCGUCGGUGGGGCAUGGAGGGUGCACGCCCCAAGCCUCCCUGUGACCCCAGUUCCCCACGGCCGCCCCAGCCCCGAGGGAUAAAGAUGCUGGUCCGCUUCUUCUUCGUCCUGGUGUGCGCGGCCGCGCUCUCCGUGUUCUACGUGCUGCUGUGCCGUGAGGCCGUGGGGCAGAGGGGCGGCUCCGCGUACACCGCGCCCGCAGCGCUCAGCUUGCAGGGCUACAGCCGCGUCCCCGACGGCAAGCCGCUGCGCAGAGCUCCGUGCCGCCGCUGCGCCGUCGUCUCCAGCUCGGGGCAGAUGCUGGGAUCGCGCCUGGGCCGGGCGAUCGACGGGCAGGAGUGCGUGCUGCGCAUGAAUCACGCCCCCACCGCCGGCUUCGAGGAGGACGUGGGCACGCGGAGCACCGUCCGCGUCGUGUCGCACACCAGCGUCCCGCUGCUGCUCAGGAACCAGCCCUACUUCUUCCAGCAGUCCCGAGACACCAUCUACGUCAUUUGGGGUCCCAGCAGGAAGAUGAGCCGCGAGAAGGGCGGCCCGACGUACCGAGCGCUGCUGAAGGUGCUGGAGAUGUACCCCUACCUGCAGCUCUACACGCUGACUGAGGAGAAGAUGGAGUAUUGCGACGACGUCUUCCAGAACGAGACAGGGAAGAACAGGGUGAAAUCCGGCUCCUUCCUGAGCACGGGGUGGUUCACCAUGAUCCUGGCCAUGGAACUGUGCGAGCACAUCUGCGUCUUCGGCAUGGUCAGCGACAGCUACUGCAGGGAGAAGAACCACUCGAGUGUGCCUUACCACUACUUCGAGAAGGGGCGGCUGGACGAGUGCAGGAUGUACCUGGUGCACGAGAAGGCCCCCCGCGCCGGGCACCGCUUCAUCACCGAAAAAGCCAUCUUCUCCCGCUGGGCCAAGAGGAAGGACAUCAUCUUCACCCACCCGUCGUGGGCAGGGGGGUAGGAGCAGCUGCAAUGCGAUUGGAAGCCCCUCAGCAUGCCUGGGAUUAGGGGUCUGCAGCUGCUGGGGGGGCACCGGUGGGGACCCUGUUGCGUUGGAGUGCAUGGAAUGGGGCUGCAUCCACCGAGACCCCCCCAGCUGCAGGCCCUGAGCUGGUUUGGACCCGUGCGGGAUGGAUGUUUAAUGUGGGAUGGACCCUGAUGCUCUGGCACAUGUUGCCACAUAUGGGGCACGUGGAGUGGGGCCGGGACACCCUGUCCCACAGCCCCCACAUGUCCCCUGCCCGCAGCCCUGAGCUGCCUUGCCACAAGUGCCCUUGGAUUCAGACCAAAGCAGACUUGCCCAUUAAAAGCAUUUUUAAGUCCA